This is a messenger RNA of Morus notabilis, 795 nucleotides long. RefSeq lists its product as uncharacterized. The transcript is spliced from 2 exons. Bases 1 to 795 code for a protein of 264 amino acids. NCBI's taxonomy places the organism in Eukaryota, Viridiplantae, Streptophyta, Magnoliopsida, Rosales, Moraceae. The record is from RefSeq and is a predicted model, not a curated record.
AUGGAAGACGGGACGGUCAUACUGACUACGAUUUUUGACGAAGCAUGGACAAGACCCGGCUCUGUCCUCGGCCUCUUCCUAAAAAGCUUUCAGAUUGGCCAAGGGACCAAAAGGCUCUUAAAUCACCUGGUCAUUGUCACCUUGGGAAGCCAAGCAUUUCAAAAUUGCAAUUGUUUGCAUCCCCAUUGCUUCCAACUCAGACCAUUCGGAUCAAGAAAGGGACCUCUGGCUUUAGACAACCUCGUGAUUCAGAGGAACACAAACAAUUUGCUGCUGCAAGUGCUUGAUCUAGGUUACAGUUUCAUCUUCACGGAGGCGGAUGUUAUGUGGUUGAGGACUCCAAUUGUACACAUUCACCCUUCAUACGAAAUCACAAUCCCGUGCAAUUUACACUCUGAGGAUUCACAGAAUCGAAGCAACAAACCAGGGAGGGGGCUUUUUUACGUGAAAUCAAAUGCUGUGUCGAUCGAGCUAUUUAAGUACCGGAAAGUUUGGGGCACUCUUUACCCCAAUUCCCAUGUUAAAUCUCUAUGCGAGGCAUUGAAAGAGCAGCAGGAUGUGAUCGAAAUGCUUGGUGUGCGCAUACAGUACCUGAAUGCAACCUAUUUUGGUGGGUUUUGCCAGGGAGAUAGUAGGGAAAUACGACAGGUUUAUACCUUGCAAGCAAAUUGCUGUGACAAUGUGGAGGAUAAGGUCCAUGAUCUCAAGCUUGUUCUUGAGGAUUGGAUAAACUUCAGAGCACAAUCAUUCAAUAUCAGUUUAGGAAAGAGGGCACCAACCAAAUGCAUAGCAUAA